AUGCCCAGAGCAACAUUGGCCAUGGAAUUCGGAGAGCAAGCAGGAUCGGAUCGUGAGCGCCAAAUCGCCGCUGUCAUUAUAUUUACGGUAGCAUUUCCUGGGACUAUAUGCAAUGUACUGGUGGCAAAGUUCACUCGUACUCUACCGACACUCAACAAUUCAUUUGGACGACUGACAGCCAGUCAAGCCGCUGGAAGCAAGCAAAUUCAUGUGGCAAUGUUCGCCUUUUAUAUUUCCCAUGGUUUCUGUGAGUGA
This is a messenger RNA of Cooperia oncophora, 255 nucleotides long. The record is from the annotation of a GenBank genome assembly. Lineage: Eukaryota; Metazoa; Nematoda; Chromadorea; Rhabditida; Trichostrongylidae.